Messenger RNA from Coturnix japonica (Japanese quail), 935 nucleotides. RefSeq names its product heat shock protein 30C-like. Gene Ontology annotation, cellular component: cytoplasm; nucleus. Gene Ontology annotation, biological process: response to heat; protein refolding. NCBI's taxonomy places the organism in Eukaryota, Metazoa, Chordata, Aves, Galliformes, Phasianidae. The record is from RefSeq and is a predicted model, not a curated record.
GCAGCUCCCUAUUUGCGGAGAGUGACUCGGCCCCAGAAGCAGGCGCUGCUAUUUUGGCCGGCGGAUAAUCAGCCGAGCAAAAAUAGGAGAUGGCUCCAGGACGGUGCGUAGGGAGAGAGCGUUCUGGAAGGGGCACACCCCUGGGGAGAGCAGGAUAAAACCCCGCGUCCCGGCGGCAGCCCAGCACCGCUCCAGCCCUGCGAACAGCAGCAGCCGCAGCACCCGCAGAGAUGCUUUGCCGCCUGCACUUCAUGCCGCCCACCUCCGGGUCUCUGUUCCCGUGGCUGGGACCCGUCCGCACCCUCUGGCCGCACCCAGGGACCCUCUUCGCUGAGCUGGAGAGGGAGAUACGGAUGGAGAUGGAGAGAGCUCGGCAGUUCAUGAGCAGCUUCGAGCAGCUCCUGAGCAGCGGGAGCAGCUCCAACCGCGUCAGCAUCGAGCGGGCACCGAGCAGCAACGCGGCUCUGACCCAGGGCUCCGGGGAGGGAUUCUCCGUCUGCCAGGACGUGAAGGACUUCGCCCCCGAGCAGCUGUCGGUGAAGGUGGUGGGCAGGAAGGUGGUGCUGGUGGGGCAGAAGGAGACGCAGAACACGGACGACAAGGGCUCCUUCUCCUACAAGUACGAGGUGCUGAAGCGCGAGUGGGACGUGCCCGAGGAGGUGGACGCCGAGGCGCUGACCUGCUCCCUGUCCAGCGAGGGGCAGCUGCGUAUCGAGGCCCCCCGGCUGGCCCUGCCGCCACCCAACGAGAGGAACGUGCCCAUCCAGCUGCCGGCAGCAGCGGCUCAGCCCGCGGCCAACGCCGAGGAUGGAGCAGAGAGAGCCAAGGCGUGAUGGAGCAGCGCGGGGCCGGGCUGAGCCCGGUGCGGGGGGGGAUCUGUGGCCAAAGCGUGAAGGUUUAUUUUUGAUAUGUAAUAAACUUCCUUGACUUUUACA